Messenger RNA from Penicillium griseofulvum, 1560 nucleotides. RefSeq names its product transferase family protein. Bases 1 to 1560 code for a protein of 519 amino acids. Lineage: Eukaryota; Fungi; Ascomycota; Eurotiomycetes; Eurotiales; Aspergillaceae. The record is from RefSeq and is a predicted model, not a curated record. The transcript has a single exon. Gene Ontology annotation, molecular function: acyltransferase activity, transferring groups other than amino-acyl groups.
AUGACCACUAUCGAGUCCACAAGGCUGCGACCAGCCCACCAGUCAGCACCGACAUCAACACCCCUGUCCAUCCUCGACGCAACAGUUGCACGCUUUUCCCCAACAGGCGGAAUUUGGAUCUUCGACCAACCUGCGGACUUAGAUCAGAAGACCUUAAUCGACUACCUGCGAGCUUCCUUCAUUGAAACUUUAUCAAAAUUCCCUCAAUGGGCAGGCCAACUACAAUGGGCACCUGUCAACCCGAAAGGAAACCACACAGAACGAUUCAAUCGCCCAUUAAUUGUGUAUGGGACUGAUACCGACCCAGGCGUUGAAUGGACAGUAAUUGAGUAUCCCCUUCGAGCAGAUGAAAUUGUCCCCACAUCAAAGGAACGGGCUUCAUCAACCACCGGUUCUCAACCCGGAGCAUGGGCAGGCGACAACUUCAAAGAAAGUCUCUUCAUAUCAUCCAACCCAUUGGCACUCGCCAAUUUGCGCGACUAUGUGGGUUUGCCAGGGAUGCAAGUCCAGAUAAGUCUUCUCCAGGAAGGAGGCUAUGUGAUCGGAAUUAAGCUCGCGCACUGUCUAGCGGACGCACAGUCUUUGAUGGUAUUCGUGCAUCUGUGGACAUAUAACAGCAAAAAGCAAUUUGGAAAUCAGCCCAAAUCAUCGCUAAUGGGCGAACCGGUGUUCGAUCCCGCGCUGCUGGACAGCUGCGCCUUGGGCGAUAUCGAUAGCCCCGAGCCAGACCAAGCGCUUGUGAGCACCGCCCGGAAAUUACCUUUACAUAGGUAUAGCUGGUGGGAUUACGCCGCAGAGGGUUACCCGUCAUUUUUAAUACCAACGACAGAGAACUCUAAGCCGCCUGCAGAAAUCGACCAAAAACGAGUCUCGCCCUCAGAAGCAGCGCCAUGGGCUUCAUGGGAUUUCUCGAAAAAAGUCAGAUACACACAGUUACACUUCACAGGUGUAGAGUUACGAAAACUCCAAGCUACCGCCCUCGAUACACCAGGGAGUCGACGUGAUAUCUCUAGGCUGGACGCUCUACUCGCUCACUUGUGGGUAGCCAUUACGCGAGCACGCGGGUACGCCGAGUCUUCUAGACCCGUGUAUAUGAAUUUGAGCCUCGGCGCACGACCACGUGUUUCGCCCGCUCUCCCUGAGACAUUCAUCGGAUCCCCGCUGUUCUUAACCCAUGUCGGUGGACCCGCUUCGUCGGUAUGCCAGGAAAUAUUAGGCGAUACAGCGAGUCGGAUCCGAGAGACGAUGAAGGGGUUUACGACUGAUGCUAUUGGUGCGAUGUUGCAUGAUGCUGCACAUGAGGUGUCGCCGCAGCGGCUGUGGCAGGCUUUCUUGGGGUCCGAGCAUACGAUUGUCACGUCGUGGUUGCGGCUGCAGUUGUACGAGGUAGACUUUGUGGGUGGGGCCAAGCCACGUUACGUGCACGCUAUUAUGCCCAAGAUGGAUGGGUGUAUCCAGGUGAUGGAUAGUGGGGUUCAAGAUGAGGGAAUCGAUGUUGCACUUUACCUUGAUGAGGUGGCUACAAGGCGGUUGCUUGAUGGUGACCUCUCUCGAGUUUGA